Molecule: messenger RNA, 141 nt
Organism: Acaulospora morrowiae
Lineage: Eukaryota; Fungi; Glomeromycota; Glomeromycetes; Diversisporales; Acaulosporaceae
Source: the annotation of a GenBank genome assembly
AUGUUGCUGACUGAAGAAAUGCUGUUUUUUUACUUGAUUUCUGAUACUGUGGAUGUGUUGGCUAUUGCUGAUAUUGGAACUCAAAUUAGCGAAAAUAAUAGGAUUAGUGCUUUAUUUGCCGUAUCUUUUGUAUCUGGUUAG